This is a messenger RNA of Nicotiana tabacum (common tobacco), 2373 nucleotides long. The record is from RefSeq and is a predicted model, not a curated record. Lineage: Eukaryota; Viridiplantae; Streptophyta; Magnoliopsida; Solanales; Solanaceae.
AUCACACAAAAUUUUCUUGUGCACCCUCAAAGCUUCAAUGCUAUUAACUCUCAAAAGAACCAAACCCACCUUUACUCUGCACUUUGCUUCCAAGAUUAAACCUUUUUCACUUCCAAAACUCCAUCUUUCAACCCUUUCACAAUCAGAAAUCAAGAACCUCAUAUUCUCCAAUUAUAACCAUGGAAAAUUUCACAACCUCCUCAAAAACAUCAUCUCUUUACCCUCUUUCCUCCUCACAGCUUGCCACAAUCUCAAACCCCCAAAUGACAAUUACAAAACUACCCCCCAACUCACUCUUUAUUCUGUUUCAACCCGUUUUUUCUCACUUCAAGAACUCUCUUUUCAGCUCUCUACAAACCAAUUUGACAUCAAAGAUUGCAGCUUUAUCAUAGGUAAAUCACUUGUGCUUCCUAAUUUAAAGCUUAAAGUAGUUAUUGAAGCUAUUAGAAUGGUUCUUGAAGUUAUAUAUGAUGAUAGGUUUGUGACUUUUUGUUAUGGUGGACGUGUUAAUAUGGGCCGACACACCGCUAUUCGUUACCUUAAGAACUCUGUUGAGAACCCCAGUUGGUGGUUUACUGUUAAUUUGAAUCCUGCCAAUUUUGAAAAUAAGCAUGUUCUUAAAUUGUGUAAUGUUAUGGAAGAGAAAAUUGAUGAUGUGGCAUUGAUUGAUUUGAUAAAAACGCUGUUUGAGUGUGAAAUAGUGAGUAUUCAAUUGGGUGGUUGUUAUUUAGGUAGAGGGUUUCCUCAAGAAUGUGGGUUGAGUUCAAUUUUGAUUAACAUUUACUUUAAUAGUUUUGAUAAGGAGAUUCAAGAUUUAAGACUUAAAACGAGUAGGGAGAAUCCGAGAGUUGAUGCUAAUGAACUUGAUGAGGGAUAUUCGGGGAACGCUUUUUAUAAGCCAUUGAAGAUAUAUGCAGUUAGAUAUUUGGAUGAGAUAUUGGUUAUCUCGUCGGGAACAAAGAUGAUGACUAUGGAUUUGAAGAGUAGGCUUGUUCAAAUUCUUGAGAAAGAUAUGGAAUUCGGUAUUGAUAAGGUUAGAACUGUUAUUCAUAGUGCUACUUCUGAGAAGAUAGAAUUUUUGGGAAUGGAGCUUCGGGCAGUUACACCGUCUGUGUUGCACCCACCGAUGUCACAAAAGGCGAUUAGGGCGAGGAAGAAGUACCUCCGACAGAAAGAAGUUAGAGCUAUGGAGUUGAGAAAUGCUAAAGAGACUAAUAGGAAGAAAUUGGGAAUGAAGAUAUUCAGUCAUGUAUUUAAGAAGUUGCAGCGUGGUAAUGAUUUCAAAACUGAUUUCCCGAUUGAGAGUGAAGUCAACCAAAUUUUUGGAUCUUGGGCUGAAGAGGUCAUGCAAGACUUUUUGGAAUCUGUCGAUGAGCGUUGGGAAUGGCACCGGAUGCUCUCUACUGGUGACUUCCUCUCUUUGAAAAGAAUCAGAGAUCAACUGCCGCGAGAACUAGUGGAUUCUUAUGACAACUUUCAAGAACAAGUUGACAGUUACGUAAAUCCUGUCAAAGCAAAAAGAGUAUUAGAGGAACAAGUAAAGAAAGCAGAGGAAGAAGAGGAAAGGAAAUACUCUGAUCAGACAGUUGCAGAUCUGACAAAGUUAUGCAUCAAAGUCGAGGCCCCCUUAGAAAUUGUUAGGAAGGCAGUUAAGCUGGUUGGAUUUACAAAUCAUAUGGGCCGUCCUAGACCGAUUAGUUUACUUAUGGCUCUUGAAGAUAUUGAUAUUAUCAAGUGGUAUGCCGGUAUAGGGAGAAGGUGGCUUGAUUUCUUUUGCUGCUGCCACAACUUCAGAAAGGUGAAGAUUAUAGUAUCUUAUCAUUUGAGAUUCUCGUGCAUCUUGACUUUAGCGGAGAAGCAUGAAUCCACGAAGCGGGAGGCAAUCAGACAUUACACCAAAGAUCUGAAAGUUUCAAAUGUUAAUGGGGUUGAAGAAAUGUAUUUUCCGACAGAAAGGGAAGUCAAAAUGAUGGGUGAUAAUGAUCUUAUUGAUCCAAAGCCUGUGGAUGUUUCUCUCGGAAUGGCAUUGAUAAGAUUAGCUUCUGAUGAGCCCCCUUACCGAUGUGCUGCUCAUUUUUGCGACAGAAGAGAUACGAUUGUCUACAGGAUUAGGGUACUUAAGAAACUUCUUAAUUUGGAUCCGUCGGAUAGAAGUAAGUGGGUUCCAGGAAUGGGUGCUAUACAUGAGAGUUUGAACAAGAGAUGCAUCCCUUUAUGCUCAAACCAUAUUAGUGACUUGUACUUAGGUAGACUAACUUUGCAAGACACUGACUGUGCUUCUCUUUUGCAUGUGGAUUAGUUGAAGAAUGCUGUAAACUACAGUUUUUAUACAAUGAGAAUACACCCACUAAGUCGAAGAAGUAUGGUUGAUUA